AUGAUGAGUGAUGCAAGUGACAUGUUGGCUGCGGCGUUGGAACAGAUGGAUGGUAUUAUAGCAGGUUCUAAGGCCUUGGAAUAUUCCAAUGGGAUUUUUGAUUGCCAGUCUCCCACUUCCCCAUUCAUGGGAAGUUUGAGAGCGCUGCACCUUGUGGAAGACCUGCGUGGAUUAUUGGAAAUGAUGGAGACAGAUGAGAAAGAAGGCUUGAGAUGCCAGAUCCCAGACUCAACCGCAGAAACAUUGAUUGAAUGGCUUCAGAGUCAAAUGACAAAUGGACACCUACCUGGGAAUGGAGAUGUGUAUCAAGAAAGGCUUUCACGUUUAGAAAAUGAUAAAGAAUCCCUUGUCCUUCAGGUCAGUGUGUUAACAGACCAGGUAGAGGCUCAGGGAGAGAAGAUUCGAGAUUUGGAGUUUUGUCUUGAAGAGCACAGAGAGAAGUUGAAUGCCACAGAAGAAAUGCUGCAGCAGGAGCUUCUGAGCAGGACAUCUUUAGAAACUCAGAAAUUGGAUCUGAUGGCUGAAAUAUCUAACUUGAAGUUAAAACUGACUGCUGUAGAGAAGGAUAGAUUGGAUUAUGAAGAUAGGUUCAGAGACACCGAGGGACUAAUGCAGGAGAUCAAUGAUUUGAGGUUAAGAGUCAGUGAAAUGGACAGUGAAAGACUUCAAUAUGAAAAAAAGCUUAAAUCAACCAAAUCUUUAAUGGCCAAACUUUCUAGCAUGAAAAUCAAAGUGGGUCAGAUGCAGUAUGAAAAGCAGCGGAUGGAACAAAAAUGGGAGUCACUGAAGGAUGAAUUGGCAUCUCUGAAAGAACAACUAGCAGAGAAGGAAUCUGAAGUAAAAAGGCUACAAGAAAAACUGGUUUGCAAGAUGAAAGGAGAAGGGAUUGAAAUUCUUGAUAGAGAUAUUGAAGUACAAAAAAUGAAAAAAGCUGUGGAGUCUUUGAUGGCAGCAAAUGAAGAAAAGGAUCAGAAAAUAGAAGAUCUUCGACAGUGCCUGAACAGGUACAAGAAAAUGCAAGACACAGCAGUACUAGCUCAAGGCAAAGAUGGUGAAUAUGAAGAUUUGCUCAACUCUAGUUCCAUCUCCACUUUGUUGGAUGCUCAGGGCUUUAGUGACCUGGACACAAGUCCAUCACCUACUCCAGGAAUGGGAUCUCCUGGUUGUGACCCUCUUAACACAAGUGUUCCAGAAGAGCUCCACACCAGCAUCUUGCAAGUUUCAAUCCCUUCACUGCUGCCGGCCUCUAAAGGCUUGGAAACUUCUGAAAAAGCAAAAUUGCCUCCUAAACUAGAGACAUCAUUUGAAGAGAGUGAUGGAAAAAUAAUCCUUGGUGCUGAUGUUGAAACCCAACUGUGUGAUAGUUCUUUAACUUCAAGUCUACAGAAAUCCACCAGUCUGGGUAAUCUGAAGAAAGAGACAUCAGAUGGGGAAAAGGAAUCUAUUCAGAAGCCUUCAGAGAGUAAAGCUCCAGGAGAAAGUAACACGUUAGGGAGCCUUCCACCCAAGGCUCCGGGACAUAACGCCUCCAUGGAUGACAACCCCUUUGGCACUCGAAAAGCCAGAUCUUCCUUUGGCCGGGGCUUUUUUAAAAUAAAGAGUAACAAGAGGACAGCAAGUGCACCAAACCUGGCUGAAACAGAAAAGGAGGCAACUGAACACCUAGAUCUGGCUGGCAUAUCUUCUCAGCCAAAAGAUGCGCAGAGCAGCAGUCCCUUCCAGAUAUCUCCACCAUCUCCAGAUUCCAAAAAGAAAUCCAGAGGUAUCAUGAAACUCUUUGGAAAACUUAGAAGAAGUCAGUCAACUACAUUCAACCCAGAUGACAUGUCUGAACCUGAAUUCAAAAGAGGAGGGACAAGAGCAACUGCAGGGCCUCGGUUGGGUUGGUCUCGAGAUUUGGGACAAUCUAACAGUGACUUGGAUAUGCCAUUUGCCAAAUGGACCAAAGAGCAGGUUUGCAAUUGGCUUGUAGAACAGGGCUUGGGGUCCUACCUGAAUUCUGGCAAACACUGGAUUGCAUCUGGCCAAACACUUUUGCAGGCUUCUCAGCAAGAUCUAGAGAAGGAACUUGGAAUCAAGCAUUCACUUCAUCGAAAGAAACUCCAGCUGGCACUACAAGCCCUGGGUUCUGAAGAAGAAACAAAUCAUGGAAAGCUGGAUUUCAACUGGGUCACUAGAUGGUUGGAUGAUAUCGGCCUCCCCCAGUAUAAGACGCAGUUUGAUGAAGGACGGGUAGAUGGUCGCAUGCUGCAUUACAUGACUGUUGAUGACUUACUGUCUUUGAAGGUUGUGAGUGUGCUGCACCAUCUUAGUAUCAAAAGGGCCAUCCAGGUCCUGAGGAUAAACAACUUUGAACCAAAUUGUCUACGGAGACGGCCAUCUGAUGAGAAUAGCAUCACCCCCUCAGAGGUUCAGCAGUGGACCAAUCAUCGUGUGAUGGAGUGGCUUCGCUCAGUGGACCUGGCAGAAUAUGCCCCCAAUCUCAGAGGCAGUGGUGUCCAUGGUGGGCUCAUGGUUCUAGAACCUCGUUUUAAUGUAGAAACAAUGGCUCAGUUAUUGAACAUACCACCAAAUAAGACGUUGUUGCGAAGACAUUUGGCCACUCAUUUCAACCUUCUGAUUGGUGCAGAGGCCCAACACCAGAAGCGUGAUGCCAUGGAGUUACCAGAUUAUGUCCUCCUAACAGCUACUGCCAAAGUGAAGCCAAAGAAACUAACCUUCAGUAAUUUUGGGAAUCUGAGAAAGAAGAAACAGGAAGAUGGGGAAGAAUAUGUUUGUCCAAUGGAAUUGGGACAGACAUCAGGAAGUGCAUCUAAAAAAGGGUUUAAAUCAGGACUGGACAUCCGCCUGUAUGAUGAUGAUGAUUUGGACCGGUUAGAGCAGAUGGAAGAUUCAGAAGGGACAGUGAGACAGAUAGGAGCAUUCUCUGAAGGCAUUAACAAUCUAACACACAUGUUAAAGGAAGAUGACAUGUUUAAAGAUUUUGCUGCCCGUUCCCCGAGUGCCAGCAUUACGGAUGAAGACUCAAACGUUUGA
Orycteropus afer afer is the source of this 3036-nucleotide messenger RNA. RefSeq names its product PPFIA binding protein 1 (gene PPFIBP1). The record is from RefSeq and is a predicted model, not a curated record. Bases 1 to 3036 code for a protein of 1011 amino acids. Gene Ontology annotation, cellular component: presynaptic active zone. NCBI's taxonomy places the organism in Eukaryota, Metazoa, Chordata, Mammalia, Tubulidentata, Orycteropodidae. Gene Ontology annotation, molecular function: protein binding. Gene Ontology annotation, biological process: neuromuscular junction development. The transcript is spliced from 27 exons.